AAUUCCAGUCUCGAUUCAGAUGUCAAGAGGCUUUCGACCGGACCAUCUAUGCUCUCGGAGCCCUCCCAGAUUGGGUCCCUCGCCUAACUAGCGGUCCCCAGCUCGCCAAAGUCGUACUGUCCAAGAGCCGACAGGAUGACGAAACCUUCCUCGGACAAUGCGUGCAGUAUUUCAGCAACUACUGCGAGGAUAUCAUGGCCGUUGACGACAUGCGUUCGAUCAUGACUAAUGUUGACAUUCGAAGUUUUCUUUGGAAGCUCUACGAGAUGCCAUUACCUUAUAAAGGAAACCGAUACAAGCGCAGAAUGAAUGCAUUGUUUUGCGAAUUCAUUUUAAGAACAACAGAAGGCAACAUACCUUUUACUCAAGAGGAAGCAGACCAUUUUGCUCUGCGUUGUAUUGGCUGGUCCGAGACUGGAGCCAAACCGAUGGCCGAGGCCUGCGAGCCUGAUUACAAGAAUCCGAUAUUCCUGGCUGCAGUGGCGCUUUUGUCGCUUCCCGCUGAGAAUCGCCGAGUCCGAGUCAUACAAGCGGCUUUGCUAUUGACCUGGACCAUAGAUGAUGAGGGUAAACAGCCCCAGCAAGCAACCCGCCUACUUCUCGUUAAGGUUUUGUUGUCGCUCGGCCUUGGAGAUCUCGCCAUCUCAAUAUGGCACACAUUGACCAUCAAGAACUUCGUUGGCGAUGCAAUGGCACAUAACAUGUUCUCUCGAAUAUCGAUCCAACAUCCUUUAGCAAAGCCUUGCGAGCCGUACUCCGGCGGUCCCAACAAAUCAUUGAGGGUCUUCAGAUCUGCUCGGGAGAAGGAGCGCACGUUAACCAGAGAGCUAGAAGCUAGUGUCCAGUAUUACGAUCGCGAGCUUGAUAAAGAUCUGCUGGCCAAGGGCAGAAGCCUAAGAAAGUUUGUCACAGAUGACAGUAAGUUGGCCGUUGAACAAUCUUCGUUGCCCAAGAAUAAGUCGAUGGGAUCUCUGAGUGGUAUCAUCGAACGCUUGAAUUUGACCCUUGAGCUGGAUCACAGCUUCUCUAGAGCCAUGGUGCUACUCGAACUGCGACGCAUCAAUCGUAUGACAGGCGACAGGGUCGUAGAGUGCCAGAUCCGUGAGUAGUUUCCCCAAGCAUAAGAAUUUUCCACUGAUAUCUCCAGCUCUUGGCUCUCCUGAGACCAUUAUAGACAAGCGAGACUUCAAGCUUGGUUCCGUCGUAGCGCCACCAGGCAUGCCUGAAAUGUUUCCCAUUCCUACACACAGCGAAGUAGAUGUUAUGGGCAAUCCUAUCCCUAGACAGGCUUGGCUAUCUGCUUUCUUGAUUGUCGAGAAUACGCAGAGUCUCAUCUACGGAGACCGCCCGCUUGUCCUUGACUGUGCCGCACAUGAGCAGUAUGUGUCGAAGCAUCCAGAGGAGUACCGAAGUGAGACUACCGAGUCCGAAAAGGCCGCAUUAGCUCUCUGGAGCAUCGUACGUCGCGUCGCUGUUCAGAUGUCCACGCCGGGAGAGUCAUUGAACGCAGACUGGGAGGAGCUUUGUGCUGCUGCUGACAGUCAGCUUCCUUUCUUCGGCAAGAACUUGCCGAAAAUAUAUGGCAA
Molecule: messenger RNA, 1586 nt
Organism: Pseudovirgaria hyperparasitica
Lineage: Eukaryota; Fungi; Ascomycota; Dothideomycetes; Acrospermales; Acrospermaceae
Exons: 1
Coding region: 195-1109 (304 amino acids)
Source: RefSeq, a predicted model, not a curated record